AUGGAGACAAAACUGAAUGAUGUUCGAAUGGAAAGGCUUCGAAAACGAUGUGAUUUUCAAAAUGGAAUUGAUAUUUCAGCGAAUAGUUCACGUGGGGGACUAAGUCUUGCUUGGAAUGGAAACGACGUAGUGCAAGUUUAUAGUUAUUCAAGCAACCAUAUUGAUGUGGAGAUCAAUGAGAUAGAAAAUUCGAAGAUAUGGCACUUCACUGAUUUUUAUGGUAACCCAAAUCAGUCUAGUAGGCAGGAGUCAUGGAACUUACUCCGUCAUUUGAACAGCAGCCACUCAAUGCCAUGGUGUGUAUGUGGCGAUUUCAAUGAAAUCAUGUACGCACAUGAAAAAAAUGGAGGAGCAGUACGGAACGAAAGGCAAAUGGAGAAAUUUCGGAAGGUUCUUGAAGAAUGUGAACUGUUAGACAUGGGAUAUCGUGGACAAAAAUUUACUUGGAAAAGAGGAAACUUUGCGGAAACAAACAUAAGGGAACGUUUGGACAGGGGAGUAGCAAAGCGGGAAUGGCUGAAUUUAUUUCCAAAUUUUUUGCUACAAUAUUUACCCCACUCCUUCUCUGAUCACUGCCCAAUUACCAUCCAAACAAUGCCAAAUGUACCAAGGUAUAGGGUCAUUCCCUUUAAAUUCAAAUCAUGGUGGAUAACGGAACCUUCCUGUGAAGAGGUUAUUCAGAAAAUGUGGCAAGAGAAGAUUGGUAAUGCCUUUGAUAAACUUGAGCAUACACGGGAUGGACUACAGAAAUGGAGGAAAAACAUUAAAAGAGAACGUAUCAAGAGGUCAACAUUUCUUAUAGAAAGACUGAGGAAACUUGAAGAAAUGGAUCGGGACGACGAGAUCAUAACAGAGAUGAUUGAUGUGAAACUAUAA
Gossypium arboreum is the source of this 876-nucleotide messenger RNA. RefSeq lists its product as uncharacterized. The record is from RefSeq and is a predicted model, not a curated record. Bases 1 to 876 code for a protein of 291 amino acids. Lineage: Eukaryota; Viridiplantae; Streptophyta; Magnoliopsida; Malvales; Malvaceae. The transcript has a single exon.